Messenger RNA from Eimeria maxima, 1995 nucleotides. RefSeq lists its product as hypothetical. Gene Ontology annotation, molecular function: protein binding; transcription coregulator activity. The coding region runs from base 1 to 1995 and encodes 664 amino acids. Gene Ontology annotation, cellular component: SWI/SNF complex; nucleus. The record is from RefSeq and is a predicted model, not a curated record. The transcript is spliced from 7 exons. NCBI's taxonomy places the organism in Eukaryota, Apicomplexa, Conoidasida, Eucoccidiorida, Eimeriidae. Gene Ontology annotation, biological process: regulation of transcription by RNA polymerase II.
AUGACUUCUGUCUUCCGCCGCCUACCCCUACCUACCACCUUGAGGGUUUACGAGGCGAAAUCAACUCUAAGGAAAGGCCCUAAACCCUCGGACGCUCCCUUGUCUCUUGCUCAGGCUCUUGCUGCUGCUCCUCAACCCAUUACCUUCCUCCAUGUGGAUUGUUUAAAAGGUGUACCUGUAGAUAUAAAUUUACAAGAGAAUUCAUCAGACCCUUAUUUUGCUCAACAUAUAAGAGAUAUGGUUUAUACAUACACACACCGUGCUGCUGCUGCAGACACCCAGGGGCCCCCCUUAGAGGAGAGGGUACACCCUAUGGGGCUCAUAGAGGCCCCUUGCAGGGUGUCCCCAAGGGGAAAAGCCUAUGGGAAGUGGGGGGAGGUCAUGCUCACAUUUAGACUAUGGAUUGGUCCUUAUGCUACGAACGCUGCAGCAGCAGCCCUCUCUAUCUUCCCCCUCGUGGUGGUCGUCGUUGGCUGCCUGUGCUGCGUCUUGGUGCUUCUGUAUCUCUGCAGCAGCAAGCUGCAGCAGCAGCAGCAGCAGCAGCAGCAGCAGGAACUGCGGCAGGAUCAUCAGGGGGCGAUAAAACCACCGCACGAACCGCAGCAACCGCCGGAUCAUCAUCAUCGUCAUCAGCAGCAGCAGCAGCAACAGCAGCAGCAGCAGCAGCAUCAGGAGGGGGAGAAGUGCUGCUGCGACUCAGCAGCAGCAAGCCGUCUCUGCUGGAGUUGCGGUGCUGAUGGGUACUUACGCCUAUGGGAUCUACGGCAGCAGCGCGGUGCAUGCAUUGAGGUGUAUGGACACUCUGCUGCUGCUGCUGCUGUUGCUGCUGCGCCUGAUGGUAGUGCUGUUGCUACAGCAGGGGCUGAUGGCUUGCUGCGGCUGUGGGGGGGCCCCUCGUUGCGUCCCCUUAAGACAGCAGAUGGAGUAGGGGGCCCCUCUCUUGCUGCUGUUGCAUGGAGUAGGACGGGGGCCCACCUCUUGUGUACCCGCAGCAGCAGCAGCAGCGACUAUGAGGAUGGUGGUGCGUGCGAAGGCGGUAAUCGAGAGGAAAGUGCAACAACAGCAACAGCAGCAGCAGCACCUGCUGCUGCCACAGCGUCAAACCCACACAACUUCAACCAGCAGCAGCAGCAACAGCAGCAGCAGCAGCAGCAGCAGCACCGGUUCCCUGAUGCAAAGGUGUGGAAUCUAAGGUGUAUGGGUCUUGCUGCAGCAGCAGAUGCAGCAACUGCAGCAUUUGCCGCAGAAGAUGAGCGGCAGCAGGUGCUGCAUGCAGACGAGCCAACAGCAGCAGCAGCAGCAGCAGCAGAUGAAGCAGCAAUCAAUUGGAAGGCACUAGAGAGGCCUUUUGUUAAUAUUUUUUGCCCAGCAGCAACAGCAGAAGCUCGUGCUGUAUGUGCGCAGCAGCAGCAGCGGCUGCUGCUGCGGAGAGCACCCGCUGCUGCUGCUGCUGCGGAUGCGGUGCAGCAAACACAACAGCAGCAGCAGCAGCAAGACGGGUUGGCUGCUGCUGCAUCCUGCGACGCUGUUGCAGCUGAUAGCGCAGCAGCAGCAAUAAAGACAGCAAGUGCAGCAACAGCAGCAGCACCUGCUGCUGCUGUAGCCGCAGCAGCAGGAGGUGCAGAAGAAGUAUGGAGGCAGCUGCUGCCUUGUGGGGCUUUUUGGAGGGAUCGCGUUUUGCUGCCAGCAGAUUUUGGCUGCUGCUGCUGCUUUGCUGCAGCAACAGGAGAUUUAGAGCAGCUGCUGCUGCGUCCCUGCUGCAGCAAUUAUCUCCAGCAGCAGCAGCAGCAGCGGGGAGUUGUUGCAGUACAUCCUGAUUGGAAUGUUGGGGUUUGUGCUGCUGCCUUUGAAGGAGACAGCAGCAUCUAUUUAUGGUGUCUCUCCUCCCAGCUGCAGCAGCAGCAGCAGCAGCACCCGCAGCAGCAGCUGCUGCAGCAAAUGCAAGAUGAUAUAGAGGCAGAAAAAAUCAUACUUAAGGCCGUACUACGCAGCUAA